Aspergillus melleus is the source of this 1914-nucleotide messenger RNA. It is a transcript of the gene RTC5, whose product is annotated as TLD domain-containing protein. The record is from RefSeq and is a predicted model, not a curated record. Lineage: Eukaryota; Fungi; Ascomycota; Eurotiomycetes; Eurotiales; Aspergillaceae. The transcript has 2 exons. Bases 1 to 1914 code for a protein of 637 amino acids.
AUGGGGGUAGGUUCAUCGACUGAAAAUCACGGCCAGACCUCCUCGCCAGAGGAGCUGAGCUAUAUACUCGCUGAGCGUUUCGCCACAAAAUGCUUCACCCCUUUGGAACUAACCCAUUUCAAAGACAACUUCUUCACCCGUGCCAUAGACCAGGGUGGCAUGAAGUACUGGAAUGAGAAGAUCCUCUCGGACUUCCUGGGUAUUCCAGACAGCAGCGAUGCCGACUGUCCGCUGGAUGCGGGCCCUGUGAUCUUCCGCAUGGUGUCGUACCUGGGAGCAUUCCCCUUCCAGAACACGCUGGCCCCUAGCGUUCUGACAUUCGAGGCCAUGGUCAAAGUAGUUGUGCUACUGACAGAGCGAUAUGGCAAGGUCUUGCGUCGGGCACGCAAAGACAGAAUCAGGUUGCUAUUUGGCAGUCUUGCCGAUGUUGGGCGGAAAGAUCUUGAUAAGCCGACAACUGAGGAGAACACGGAUGACAAUAAGAAUGACGAUCCCUCUGUUAAAACCUAUGCGCAAGGAUUCUCUAUCGAUGAACCGGUCAAUGACAGCUACGAGGAAGAGGACGACGACGAUCUCGCGCUCGCGGCUCUCGAAUCCUUGGAUGCUAUUGAGGUCUUCAGGCAUGACUCCCGCAUUGACAAGGCUGUCUACGAAGCCCGCAUUUCUGUUGCAACCUUCCGGCGGCUCCUGAUGAUGCUCCUUGUGAUAUCGCCGCUGAAGACACUUCAGCCUGUGCGAACGUAUACGUCUGAUCUGUCAGAAAGCCGCAUGACGAGCGUUCGGAAAGAAGCAGAUAACAUCUUAUCGGCUUUCGCCCAGGAAGAAUCCGGGGGCAUUGGCUAUAAGACCUUUGCCAACACCAUCACCCACUGUUUCCCUUACCUAUUUGAUCCAUUGACGCCAUUGUUCGAGCAUCUACUGUUUAGCAAAAACCUGAACCUGUCCCAAAAGCGCUCUUCAGACGAUCCUCCUGCGACUGAGCCACUCGAGGAGAUAUCAGAGUCAACGCCGCCACCCCCGGAAUCUGUCAUGCUCCCUGGUAGCUUCAAAUCCGUGAUCAUUAACCCCAGCAUCGUAUCUCAUCUCUCUUUCUUUCUGCCUUCUACCGUAUCCAACAAGAAUUUCUUCCACGGAAACAUGCGCCUACACCCCGUAUUUUCAACGGCAGAACACGGUUCCUCUCUGACAUCCUUUUCACACAACGUACUCACCUGGCAAUCAGGCACGCUCAUGCUUCUCGAAGGUGCCGUGAUCGGAUCAACGGAGCAGGAUAGUACAGUGCUACUAGGCGCCUACCUCCCUCAACCCUGGAAAUCCCCUUCAUCGUACCCCUCCAAGCCCUCCGACUCAACAGCCCUGCCUUGCCUCUUCCAGCUUUCCCACAAACACCUCAUCCUCCGAGGAAACCCAUCCCCAUCCAUCCAAAAGCCCAACAUGCCCACAGCCUACUUCUCCUCCGCCGCCGGCAUCGCCCUAGGCUGUCAGAUUCCCCCUUCCUCGCGAACCCAACCGCUUCCUCCUUCACCGCACGGCGCAGGUAGCCUAACCAUCGACACCAGCCUCGAGACCGCCACCUUCUACGUGUCCCCGGUCGGGCACAACGGCGUCUUCCUACCGCCUGCUACCUUGUCUCCCACAGAGACCAGCACCACAACCAAAACCCACAUCGACAUUUACAAUCUCGAGAUCUGGGGCCUGGUCCCUGACCCGACGACCGCAUCAUCCGAGCAAGGGCAGAGCGCCGUGGAACUACAGCAAGCGAAAUGGGAGUUCGAAGCCCGCGAGGCAGAACGAAGACGGAAUCUGAAUCUCAAGGCCGGGGCGGGCGAUAGCGCUGCUGAGAGCGCGCGAUGGCUACUGGAGACGGCGGGACUGAUCGGUGACGGAACGGGUCGACAGGGAGGAAGUGUCUAA